Papaver somniferum (opium poppy) is the source of this 2073-nucleotide messenger RNA. RefSeq lists its product as uncharacterized. Bases 817 to 1917 code for a protein of 366 amino acids. The record is from RefSeq and is a predicted model, not a curated record. The transcript has 4 exons. NCBI's taxonomy places the organism in Eukaryota, Viridiplantae, Streptophyta, Magnoliopsida, Ranunculales, Papaveraceae.
GCCAUAAAUUCUGAACUCUCUGCACUUCACUGUCUCUCUCAGGUCUCCAUAGCUGCUGCUUCUUCUCAUUUAAAGCUGUUUAGGGGUUGUGCCCGUCGGGGAUUGUAUUCAUGCUACAAUGACCUCUACCUCCACCAAUUGCCUGACUGUUGACUCCACAACAUUAACUAUUUCGACUCCAAUAUACCUCACUCCUCCCCUUGUAGAGUCCACAAGCGUUUCUGGUCAAGGGGAACAUGGAGGGUUUGAAUGUGUGCAGAACUGUGAGUCGGAAUCGGAUGACAUACCCUUUACCAAUGUGGAGCAUUCGCCAGGCAGAGAUUUAGUAAUAUCUCCGAGUUACUGUUAAUCGCAUUCAUAGUUUUCGGUUCUUAUUAACUGACCUCUCAUGCUUUAUGAAUGUGUACUACACUGUUUCUCGAAUAAAAGAAUUAGCUCAUGUUGAUUUUUUUUUUUUUUUUUGUGGUACCUGGCAAAACUUUCAUUUGGGGGUCUCGGCCGUUGGCGUUGGCUUCAACUUGUGAAGCUACCCCUUACUGUAUUCUUGAUCUCUUCCCUGGCCUUUGAAUGCAGGGUGCCUGGCCUAAGUGGCCUUCCUUUCCUCCUGCUCAAAUGAUGGAUAAUGGGGAUGUGGACAACAAUUUUCAUCAUUUAGAUCUCGGCGCUUUACCUCCUUGGCAGCUCACUGUUACCCUUGCUGAUGGGAAGAAGUAAUAUAUCAAAAUCCCGUACUCGGAGGGAACCCAUGUUGUUGGUCUCCCACUUGGUUUGGAUAUUCCUGAAGUGAUAGCAUCCAACUACAAAACCUUAUUGUGUAUGGUAAACGGUAUGACCUCCGUCAUAACCAGUCUAACUCUAAAGCUAGAACGACAAGAGAAGGUUGCUGCUCGCUAUUUGGAGAAUGUGAAUCGCUACCGCCUUGAACUUGAGGAGUUGAAGCGCACACUAGAUGGUGGUCAGGAGGUUCCUCAGACUCCUGCUUCUCCAUCAAAAAAGAGGAAGUUGAGUACGGUGGAAUCUGGCCCUUGUGAUACACAGGCAGUUUUUAUUGAGAAACCUGAGCACCUGCCUCCACCAAAACCCAAUUAUUGGCCUGCCACCGCUGUUCUCCUGGUCCAGGAAUCUGUUAUAGAAGAGAAUAUGGAGGAGUUGGAUGACUUACCCCUUCCUAGAGUGAAACGUUCGCGAUGCCAAGAUGUCCCCACAAGUGCAUCACUAAUUUGUUCUGAGAAGCAAACUGAGAAGGUUGAUUCUGUUGCAGGGGUUGUGCCUGUCGGGGAAUCUGUUGAUGCUACAACGACCUCUACCUCUGGCAAUUGCCCAACUGCUGACUCCGCAACAUUAUGUAGUUCGACUCCUGUAGAAUCCACUAGUGUUUCUAGUCCGGUGGGAGAUGAGUGGUUCGAAUAUGUGGAGAAUUUCAAGAUCCCAAAAGUGUACGCAGAUUUGUAUAAGAAAAUAUCUAGCAAGUAUGGGCAUAUGUUGACUAAGAAGGUUAUCAAGUCCAGUUACGCUAUACGACUUGUAUGCAUUACUAGCUUGAUGGAGAUUGCCUCUAGGAUGGAAACUGUGCGGGGUGUUGAUUUGAAUGCAGUAUUGCUAGAAAGUUGGGAAGGAGACAUUAAAGUUGCCGAGACCUUGCAAUUCAGUAUUGAAUGUCUUCGUGAGAUCUUUGGUCGACUUAAGAGCUCUUGGAAGACGUCUUUCAGCAUAGAUGAAGAGGUUGAAAGCCGUGAGCAAGUAUUGGAUGCAGAACAGGUGAAUUAUGUUGGUCUGAUUUCAAGAAAAUAUGAACUCGAGAAGGAACUUCUAGAUGUGAAGAUUGACAUUAAGAAAUCUGAAGCAAAGAUUUCAUCUGAGCGAGAAGCAAUUCGAACAAAGAUGGCAGAGAAAUUCAUUUUCUUGUUUGAACUUUGAACCUGUUCUGUGGAAUUUGUUCGGUUAAGGUUACAAAAUGAUUGUAGGUUGGUAACAAAAAAAUUCUAACUUGCUUUUUGUACAUAAAUGAUGAGUAAAAACAAGCAGUAGGAACUAGAAUGACAAAUCUUAAGAGUUAUCAAAGAUCAAUGCAAC